AUGAAUGGGUACAAGGAAGGCAAUUACAGUUGCUAUUUCCAUCCUAAAGAUGUUAUUGGGGUUUGCCCUUUGUGCUUAAACGAGAGGCUUCUUCUAGCUUCAAAGCAAGCCCAACUCUCUUCAUCGUCUAGUGAAGGCAUCCAUGGAAUUAUUCAAGAUUUUCCAUUGAAGAAACUACCCUUCACCAAGUUUCCAAAGAUCUUUUCUUUUGGCUCAUUUCUCAAUCGUUUCGAGUUCAAGCAUUGGAAACGUGAAAUUUCUGAUGAUUUUUAUGUUUCAACCAGCUGCGGUGAAGAAGACUCUUUCAUCUCAAUCAAGUUUGAAGAGAAUGGUGGUGUUUCAUGGGAAAACGGGGAUGUUUAUUCUAAGGUCUCAAUUGAGCAUUGCAGCAAGCCCUGGAACCCCACCUUGACAAAGGAGCUCAUCGAUGAACCAAAGGUGACCAACAAGAGCAUGUGAAACCAUGUGCCUCGCUUAGGUGGCGAAAGCGGAUUGGUCACUUAUUCCAGCUCAACAUGGGGAGGAGGUCCAGCAAGGCCAAUGUGUGCCACAUGGGAAGCAAGGUAAAUGGGAUCAACUUGAUAAGGACUCUGACAAAGAGGACCAAAGAAUAAAGAGUGUCGUUGGAUAGAAAGGGACACUGAAAUCCUCCACCAUACCAAUUUGUGAAUUGGGGAUGUCAUUUGAGACUGUAAGUUCCCAACUAUAAUUGAGAUGGCAGAGUCAAAAUAUAGUUCUUUUAUCACCUAAAUGAGCUUUUGGCUUAAAGUUCAUUGGCUUUUUUGUAUUCUGUUCUUAUUUCUGAUAAACAGAAGUAGCAGUAAAAUGAUUGUUAUACAAAAUAAAUAUUUGUG
Messenger RNA from Hibiscus syriacus, 854 nucleotides. RefSeq lists its product as uncharacterized. The record is from RefSeq and is a predicted model, not a curated record. The transcript is spliced from 2 exons. The coding region runs from base 1 to 459 and encodes 152 amino acids. NCBI's taxonomy places the organism in Eukaryota, Viridiplantae, Streptophyta, Magnoliopsida, Malvales, Malvaceae.